AUGGCGAGCAAUAUUCCCGCUGCAUUGAAGUCUGCGGAUGUUGGUCGCUUUGCUCUGCGGGCAGCCCAGCUUGAAAAGGCGAAGCCCAUCAUUGCCUACUGGUGUAACUUCUACAUUGUGAACCAAAUUAUUGAAAAAGGCCUCCAUACCACGGAUGAGGACGUAAAACUGUAUACAACGGAGCUAAUGGAGAAGCUGGAACAAUUUCAGAAUGGAAACCGCGACAAUGAUGCUAUUACGGAUUCAAUGGCCGCCAGUGCCUAUGUGGAGGAGUUUGGCCUCGAAGUCUUUGGUCGUGCAGAAGCCGCCCUGCGGGCCAACAAAGUGACCAAGUUCGCCGCCGCCACGUUUCUCGAGUUAUGCCAGAUCUGGAACCCUCUCGAAGCGGAGGUUGCUGCGAAGGUGAAAUUCGCCAAGUACCAUGCCGUGAGGAUUGCGAAGGCGAUAAAGGCGGGAGAGGACCCGAAUGCGACGAACCCAAAGAUUGAGGAACCAGCAGAGGAAAGCCUGGUAGAAAAAUCAACCGAGUCUGAUGCGGCCACUGCGCCUUCAACUGCUCUGUUGCAACCGAGCGUUGAAGACGAUCCAGAAGAAUCACAAUAUGCGCAAUCUUCUGGACCGUCGCUUGCUCUACCGCAGCCGCCAACAGCCCUCAACAAGCUUCCUUCCGCUACUGAAGAGCCUGCGUCUAGUCGGGUUGCAGACGUAGGCUCGGCCGAGGAUUUACCACUCAACCUUCCAUCAACACCGAAUACCUUUGCUUCCUCAGCAGCGCCGAAUCUUCCUGAUACUCCAACCAACAUCGGAGGAUACCACCGUUCUAAACCGUCUAAUGAGUUUCAGUCGUUCCCUCCACCAUCUGCGAUACCACCUACUAGCUCCUCAACCGCCUCGCAAGGUGAAGACUCUUUCUAUAACGUGCCAAGUGCCGCGCCCAGUCAAGCGCCACGUCCAACACAUCAACCUUCACCUAUAGCAACGCCUCCCGUUGUAGCCCCCGCGCCCUCUACCCAAGCGAACUCUCACGAUAUUGAUGACCAAGCAAUUGCUCUCGCUCAGAAGCAUGCCCGGUGGGCUGUAUCUGCUCUUACGUUUGACGAUGUCAAUACGGCGAUCAAAGAGCUACGGAACUCUCUAAAACUCCUCGGUGCUGAAUAG
Messenger RNA from Aspergillus nidulans FGSC A4, 1158 nucleotides. RefSeq lists its product as uncharacterized. The coding region runs from base 1 to 1158 and encodes 385 amino acids. Lineage: Eukaryota; Fungi; Ascomycota; Eurotiomycetes; Eurotiales; Aspergillaceae. The transcript has 4 exons. Gene Ontology annotation, cellular component: cytoplasm; endosome membrane. The record is from RefSeq and is a predicted model, not a curated record. Gene Ontology annotation, biological process: late endosome to vacuole transport via multivesicular body sorting pathway.